AUGAAAAGCACUGUUAAGGAAAAAACUGACUUGUCAUCAACAGGAAAUACGCCAAUCAAGCUACUUCAAUGGGAAAAAGAUUUUCGAGAAAUUUUAAAUGCUGAAGAAAAUCCUGUAUACAGUAAAAUACCAGGAGCAAUAACAGUUGGGCUAGAUUCCAGUAAUAAAUGUGUUUUACUUCCCACACAGUUAAAUGUAAGCGAAGCAACAACAGAAACAAGAAAGUGUAAUCAGCAGAGACAUAUUUUACGCAAAGAACAUGCUGCAGAUAUUUCUUCCGUGUCCAGGGACCACAAUUCUAAAAAACACAGGUUGUUAGCAGCAGAAACAGAAAAAACUGUAGGUUUAUCAACUCCUGAAUUUCAACGCUUAGUACUACUAGAGCAGCUGAAACUAACUAGACUACAAAUUGAAAAAGAGGAACUCCAACUGAAAAACCUACGUCAGCAAGAAAACGAAGCUAUUAAUACCCAAAAGAAUGACGAUCCUUUAGUUAAUUCGGAAUUUAGGUUGCAAGAUUUUCUUUUGUUAAAACUCUUCCUCUGCUUCUUUCAGCCAAUCAGUGAAAGGUUUCACUUGCCUAUGAAACUUGCUGCCACCGAUAAGGGUAGAGAACCAGUUCAAAAUCGAGUCUUCGGAGAUAUAGUCCUUAUUGUAGAAAUACUGAAGGACGAACGUCACCCAUUUAUCUGGCAGGGACUCACUACACAUAGCAACAUCCUAAAAGCGCAGAUCAAUGUGGUAGUGAAAAUAUGUACAAUCAAAACAAAAAAAUAUCUAGUCUACUAA
Molecule: messenger RNA, 789 nt
Organism: Acanthoscelides obtectus
Lineage: Eukaryota; Metazoa; Arthropoda; Insecta; Coleoptera; Chrysomelidae
Source: the annotation of a GenBank genome assembly